AUGAGUGACGAUGGACCUCAUAACGAGCAUCCUCCUCCUUGGCAACACGAUGACGAGGAGGAGGAGAAGCCGGGCGGUAUCUUUUCCUUCUUGAGAGCUUCUCAUCUGCCAGUUCUAAUUGCCGGCAUCCUCAUUUCGGCGGUAGCAGGCCUAUUGCAACCCGCUAUGGCCAUAUAUCUUGGCAGAUUCUUCAACGCCUUUUCAGAUUUUGCUUCGAACGUCAUUGAUGAGUCUACCUUCACUAGAAACACUUCAAGAAGCAUAUAUGCCUUGCUCGCCAUAGGGCUGUGUACCCUUCUUUUGAAAGGUGGCGUUUUCGUGUGCUGGGUUGGCUUCGGCGAGCUCCAAGCGAAGUCUGCUCGCCUUGUGGUUUUUCAGGCAUUGUUGAACCGGGACAUUGAAUGGUUCGAUGGCCAAAUUGUCGGCAUGGCAGCGCUGCUUGAGAGGACGCACUCGCAAAUCCAAGAAAUGCACCUUGCGAAUUCACAACCAUUGGGUCUUUCGAUUCUGGCACUUGUCCAGGCUUUGUCGUCGCUUGGCCUUGCGUUGGGUACGAACUGGAAGUUGACCUUGGUGGUACUAUCCACCUUACCAGUCAUUCUGGUCGGGGUUUCCUUGAUAUCUCGUCGAGGGCAAAAGUACAUUGAUCGUCAGAACACCAGUCUGGAUCAAGCGAUGAAGGCUGCGAAUCACUUCAUUUCGAACAUUGUGAUGGUCAAGUGCUUCAACGCUGAAGUUCAUGAAAGGCGCAAAUACGUCAUGGCAAUUGAAGAAGCUGCUAGGAAUUCCCACACAUUAUGCAUCUUCAAAGGGUUGCAAAGUGGCUUCGUCCGAUUUGCAACUACAAUCAUUUUUUGUCUAGGUCUUUGGUAUGGGGGAACACAAGUUCAUGCCGGAACAAUCAGCCCUGGCGAAGUGGUCACAACAUUUUGGUCAUGCCUGCUUGCCGCCAAAGCAUUCGAGGACAUUCUUCCUCAAAGUUUCCUGCUUCUGGAAGGUAGGAGAUCAGCACAGUCUCUCGCGGCAAUAUUGCACUACAUUAAAAAUGGGAAACUACAGCAGGAGAAAAGUGCCGGGUGUUCACCAAGAUUCUGUGAUGGUGCGAUUGCCAUGCGCGGAGUAUCUUUCGCAUAUCCUUCCAGGCCCACAGAAUUGGUGCUCCGAGAUUGCGACAUCUGUUUUCCUGCUGGGCAGAUUACUUUCCUUGUGGGCAAAAGUGGCUGCGGCAAAAGUACUGUCGGCAAUUUGCUCAUGCGCUUCUAUCUUGCCAGAAGUGGCACCGUCACCAUUGACGGCGUUGAUAUUUCAGAUCUGAACAGAACAUGGCUCAGAAAUAACAUUACAUUGGUUCAGCAGCAGAGCGUACUUUUCAACGAGACAAUAUUCACAAACAUUGCACUUGGCAGCCAAGACCCUUCCCGGGUCACGCUCUCCCAAGUUGAGAUAUGUUCGUCGGUGGCGUCUCUGGAUGGCAUGAUAUCGAAUCUUCCCCACGGUCUUGCGACCAUGAUCGGAUCUAGAGGUUCCACAUUGUCUGGCGGACAGAGGCAGCGUGUUGCAAUUGCUCGUGCCAGACUUCGGGACACCCCGGUCUUAAUCCUCGAUGAAGCGACAAGCGCCCUUGAUACCCACAACAGAAAUGCUGUGAUGGAGUCAAUUCGUCAUUGGCGAAGGGGUAGGACAACAAUCAUCGUCACCCAUGACUUGACCCAGAUACGUCAAGGAGACCUAGUAUACGUGAUGGAUGCAGGUCGAGUCAUCCAUCGCGGAAGUCUCAGCACCCUUGGAGAUUUACAACAUAAGCUGCAUCUGGACGGGUCUAGUCAGCACACGCAGCCGUAUUUAUACCGAAGCAAGGCUGGGAGAUCGACGGCAAGUAUUUCCAUCAGGGGGUUGGAUUCUAUCCGUCGAACAUCACAGAAACAACCUUCAUCAAAUCUAGGCAUACGAAGGGUAGUCCGCCAGUCAGACCACAGCAGAGGCAGUUUCUCGACGGUGUUAACUUUACGCACUGAUCCAGCAUUUCAGAAACUGAAGCGGCAGUCCCUAAGCCGUGCUCGAGCCAUGUAUUCUGCAGAAAUAGUACCAGUCACUGUCGACAAAGUUACUGGUCUCCCGAACGUGGUUGCAGGUGACUGCAUUACAAAUCUAUCUGACUAUUCUGCAGCCAAUCCGCCCUGCAAUGACACGUUAGCAGUCGGAACUUCUGCAAUUGAACUCCCAAACACUACAUCAGAAGAUAAUAGUGUGAUUGGCUCGAAAACUAUUGAUGGUGAAAAGCCUGCUCGAGACUCAACACUCAAAAUCCUGCAGAGGGUGUGGCCAUUUCUGAAUGCGACCACUCGGGUCAAGCUUAUUCUAGGUUUCAUGGCAGCUCUCAUCCAUGCGGGAUCUCCACCGGCAUUCGCAUACGCCAUCAUACAGCUGUUCGGCACAUUCAGCAUGUAUUCUGGCUAUCACACAAAAGUGCUGAUCUAUUCACUUGCCAUAAUUGGAGUGGCAGUAAUUGACGGCCUUGCGUGUGCUUCUAUGCAGUACCUCUUGGGCACGGUAAGUCAGACAUGGGUUGAUACGCUUCGAAGGGCGGCAGUAAAACGCAUCUUGCAGCAGCCAAAGGGUUGGUUUGACAAAGAGACCAACAAUCCUUCGAUUCUAGUGUCCUCACUUGACCGGAAUGCUGAAGGGGUCAGGGUUCUUGUGGACCAUUUUGCUCCUCAGGUCCUUGUCGUCAUGGUCAUGAUGACUGUAGGACUUUCAUGGUCUUUGGUCACAUGUUGGAAGAUGGCUCUUGUGAGCCUCGCAGGUAUGCCAGUCAUCUAUGCGGUUGUGAAACUUCUGGACGUGAUAUCCUUCCGGUGGUCCGCACGAAUGAACUCAGCAGUAGAAAGACUUCUGGAUGUCUUCAUCGAGACUUUCUCCGACAUCAAGACAGUCAGGGCUUUGACGCUUGAGUCUUUCUUUCAUGAGAAGUAUUCCCGAACCCUAGAGGCAGCAUUUGACAUUGGCGUACGUCGCGCAAUCUACACCGGGGCCUGCUAUGGUCUGUCAGAAGCAGUCAUUACCCUCUUCACGCCAAUGCUUUUUUGGUAUGGUGUACAUCUGGCCAAAAGCAGAGAAUGGCCAGCAAUGGACAUUCUGACAGUAUUUUCCCUUCUCUUAUUCAGUACCGCCAGCGCGAGCGCCGUCAUGGCUUACGUUCCACGUGUCAGCUCAGCUACGGAACACGCCACUCGACUCAUCGAACUCGCCAGAAUGGCAGUCCAUUCCCACGAGAAUGCUGGAAUGUUAAAACUGGACAAGACUAAGUCGGAUAAACUUGGAGUGGCAGUCAGUUUCACAAACCAGACCUUCUUUUACCCUACCCGCCUGGAGACCCCUGCUCUCCGGCGGUUGAACCUGACCAUCCCCAGUGGAAAAUGUACCGCAGUAGUUGGAUCUUCGGGAUCUGGGAAAUCCACAAUUACGUCCUUGAUACUGGGCUUAUAUCCUCCCGCAGCAAAUAAAUCAGUCACUGUAGAGACAGCACUCGCACCCGAUGUGCGGGAGCCAGUCGCGUUGACGUUGUUCGGGUUUGAUAUACGAACCUUGGAGAUGGCAACUCUUCGAUCACUGAUUGCCGUUGUACCACAGACACCAUUUCUCCUUCCAGCUACAGUUCGUGAAAACAUAAUUUAUGGGCUCGAACCUGGCUCUAGCCUGGCAUCAGCAAGAUGCAUUGAAUCUGCGGCCGGAUCCGCUGGAAUCCACGAAUUCAUUCAAUCUCUACCGCAAGGCUACGCAACUAUUAUCGGUGAAGGUCGGCAGGGUCUUUCGGGAGGCCAGGCCCAACGAAUAGUGAUUGCUAGAGCAUUAGUCCGCGAUCCCAAGAUCCUGAUCCUGGACGAAGCGACAAGUGCCUUGGAUCGCGAAAGCGCUGACACUAUCAGAACGAGCAUUAUACGUCUAAUCCGAGAAAGGCAAGGCACAAUGACGGCGAUAGUGAUCACCCAUGCCAUGGAAAUGAUGACCUUUGCCGACCAGGUGGUGGUCUUGGAGAACGGAAGUGCGGUCGAAGAAGGCCCCUACUAUGACUUGAUCCGCAGAAAGGGCAAGCUGUGGGACUUGCUUGCGGUCGGUCAGCAGUUGCAAGGAGCGUGA
Messenger RNA from Exophiala spinifera, 4137 nucleotides. RefSeq lists its product as uncharacterized. Gene Ontology annotation, molecular function: ATP hydrolysis activity; ATP binding; ABC-type oligopeptide transporter activity. Bases 1 to 4137 code for a protein of 1378 amino acids. Gene Ontology annotation, cellular component: membrane. The transcript is spliced from 4 exons. The record is from RefSeq and is a predicted model, not a curated record. Lineage: Eukaryota; Fungi; Ascomycota; Eurotiomycetes; Chaetothyriales; Herpotrichiellaceae. Gene Ontology annotation, biological process: transmembrane transport.